CAAUAACACGCAUGCGCCGCAUCAAUUUUUUCCUUUCUUUUGGAUGGAGUAGAACUAACGGUAGCAAGAUUCUUUCCUUCCAUCUCGUUACCUUCUUUCCGAUGCCUUCUCCUUCUUUACGGUGUUUCUUGUAACCGUCAUCAUUCCGCGACACAGCCUUCAUGUAUCCUUGGUCCGUUGGACCCCGCUGGAAGUCACUCGACCGGAAGGCAUCUGUCUUUACCGUGAUCAGCUAGACGUUAACUUUGAGCCUGAGUGGGACGCCAGCUAGCGUUCUUAUCUCAAGUAUGGAGUCUAUCAAUAUUGGAAGUAGCAUCAAGGUCGACGUGCUCCCGGUGGGUUUCUCGGCCAAGGAUGUUGUGGAGAAAUACCAGAAAGAAGGAAAAGAGUCCUACUACGGUGUGGAUUUGGGUGCUGUUGUUCAGAAGCACGAGCAGUGGAAGACACAUCUCCCCCGUGUUGCUCCAUUCUACGCUGUGAAGUGCAAUGAUGACCCCAUCCUCGUGCGCUUGUUGGCUGGUUUGGGAGUUGGCUUUGACUGUGCCAGCAAGAUCGAAAUCAAAACUGUCCUUGGUCUUGGGGUGUCACCAAGCCGAAUUGUGUAUGCCAACCCAUGCAAAUUCAAGUCUCACCUGGAGUAUGCCGAGAAGGAAGGGUGCUCCCUAAUGACAUUCGACAACAAACUUGAGCUGGACAAGGUCAAGAAAAUCUAUCCUGGAGCCAGGUUGCUUUUGCGCAUCCGGGCUGAUGAUCCUGAUGCUAUCUGCCAGCUCGGUGUGAAAUUUGGAGCUGAUCCUGCUAAUGCACCCAGCCUCUUGCAGCGUGCCAAGGAUCUUGACCUGAAUGUUGUUGGUGUCAGCUUUCAUGUUGGCAGUGGUUGCCAGAACGCUACCGCCUUCUCAGAUGCCGUUGCAGCAGCUGCCAAAGUGUUUACCGUGGGAGAAGAGCUGGGCUACCAAUUCAAUAUUCUUGACAUUGGAGGAGGAUUUCCUGGUACUGAUUCUGUGAAGAUCUCCUUUGAGGAGAUAGCUGGUGAGCUGAAUCGGUCCUUGGAUGAGCAUUUCCCGGAGUCGUGUGAUGUCUCCAUCAUUGCUGAGCCGGGAAGAUUUUACGCAUCUGCUUGCGCUACCCUAGCCGUCACUGUCUCGAGCAUACGUGAAGUGGAGCAGCCAGAUGGCAACUCGUCCUACAUGUACUAUGUUAGUGACGGAGUUUAUGGCUCGUUCAAUUGUAUCCUCUUCGACCAUGCCGAGGUCUUCCCAAAAAUUGCCUUCCGUGAUACAGAGGAUGUUGAUGCACGUACAUGCAGUAUUUGGGGCCCGACAUGUGACUCCAUGGAUGUCAUCCUGAAGGAGACUAAGCUACCGCCAUUGGAAAUUGGCGAUGUUCUGUAUUUCGAAGAUAUGGGUGCUUACACCAAAUCGUCCUCAUCGACCUUCAAUGGUUACUCCACUCCGGACUGUUACUACUAUGUAGACAACUCCUCAAAGGAGGCAGUUUCUAACGUCCUAUCUCCUGGCAGCCCUUUGCAACUGGUCGUAAAUGUAUCCUAAGCUGGAUAGUCUGCACCCUAAUAGACACGUCAUCUGCUUAAUUUUCUUUUAAAAAUUUCCUGUCUGUAUUAAAUUAACACAAAAUCCAUGCAAAAGCACAAACCUAUAUCAACAAAUCAUAUUUUAUCAUGUCAAAGAUAUCCGUCUUUGUUGCUAGAGUGGCAACUUCCUCCUUGUGUUUCGUUUCUGACCAUUUUGUAUGUUUCUUACUGGCUCCUUGACCUAUACUUUGCUGUAACUUGUUAUAUUCUUGAGCAGAAGCUAUAUCUUCUAUUGCUCAAAUGAUUAUGUUGUGUUUUUGUGAUGUUAUGGUCCCUGUCACCCUGUAGUGCUUCAAUGACUGUUGUCUGUGUGAAUGUGCUGAAUGCAACGCCCCGUCCCUUCAGCAGAUUUGUUGAAUUUUUCAGGUUUGACUUUUGCUUGUUCUCUUUAAGCUGGUGUUAUCCAUAGAGCUGUUAGUUCCACACUUUCUUAGUAUCCCUUUGCAGCAGUGCCUUCAAAGUGGAUGUAUUGCUAGUCUUUGGUUUGUGCAACCCACCAUCAUCUAAGUGGUGCAAAACAACCUUACUUUCUGUGUGAACUGUCCUGCGUAUUGUACAGCCGAUUUUCAUGCUGUGUCUACUGUACAUUUGUGUAUAAUAUUAUGUAGACUCCACCCUUUCGUUUUGAGGUGCUACAGUAUUCAGUGGCGUGUACAGAUGGCUCAAUAACUUGCUUCAGUUUUCAGCAGGAAGAUCAUACAGUGUGUUCACUUCCAAGCAGGUCCCCAACUGUAUUUUCAUGUAGAAGUACUGCUAAGUUAUUUUUCAGCUGAUUUACUUUGUACCAGAUAUGUCUUGUACAAUGUCAUAAUUUUGAUGUUGUCCACUCACCUCCAUUGUACAGAGCCUGAGAGGAAAUGUGUUGGGUCUCUUGGUUCGCCCUGAUUCGA
Sycon ciliatum is the source of this 2484-nucleotide messenger RNA. RefSeq names its product ornithine decarboxylase-like. Gene Ontology annotation, cellular component: cytoplasm. The record is from RefSeq and is a predicted model, not a curated record. NCBI's taxonomy places the organism in Eukaryota, Metazoa, Porifera, Calcarea, Leucosolenida, Sycettidae. The coding region runs from base 288 to 1553 and encodes 421 amino acids. The transcript is spliced from 9 exons. Gene Ontology annotation, molecular function: ornithine decarboxylase activity.